UGCCGAACCUUUUUGAAAAUACCGCUUUUGUGUUAAAGAUUGUCAAACUAGAAAGGCAACUUAUUAGGCCAAACAAAAGAAGUGCUGGCACAGAGGGAAGCCAACAGAGACCAAGCAGGCCAUGAGAAUUAAACCGAGGAUUAGCGUGUCAUGUACAUUAUCUCGUACAUCACUUCAUUGAGUGUCGGACCGAAAGCUGGCUUUACUCUCCCACUCCCACUGCAGCCUGUGUGUUUAAACGAGGGCAGGCCACAAGGUCGUAUGCUGGUUGGGGGAGGGAAAUGAAAAGGAGGAGCUAUUCUCGCCGAGGCCUCUCCCGUGACUCCUUUCAUCCUACUGCUGAUCUCACAGGCACACCCGGAGCACAUGGCUCCAUGAUUUUGAAACGGCACACCAAUGGAAGGAUAGAAGCGUCAGUUGAGGGCAAGUGCGCCUGAGCAGCUCCUCCCCCCCUGUAGAGUGCAGCACCGAACAGGAAGUAGAGUAAGACCGAGUGUGUGUGUGUGUGGAGGAGACAAGGGGGAGGUGAAUGCAGACAUGCACACACGCCAACGCACCCAGACUCCGAACCUGAAGCUGAUGUAACUGAUCAAUACAGAUUGACUGUUUUUGGAAGGAAGGAAGUGAAGUGAAGCACUUGCUGGUUAUGUUCUGACUGAGAUUGUGCACGUCUACCUUUUUUGAUCGACCACCAUCAUGUCGCUGCUGACCCACGUACUGGCCUGCCUGUUCGGUAUGGGCUCCUGGGUGGCCAUCAACGGGAUGUGGGUGGAGCUACCCCUGGUCGUACCGGAGAUCCCGGAGGGCUGGUAUCUGCCGUCCUACCUCACGGUCAUCAUCCAGAUGGCCAACAUAGGUCCUCUCUUCAUCACUCUGAUGCACCGCUUUCGCCCCCGGGCGCUGGAUGAGCGGCUGAUCAUCUACUGCAUUGUGGGGUUGGGGAUCGUUGCUACGUUCCUGCUGGCUUUCUUUUGGAAGCACACGGUGGCGAUAGAGGGCUCUUUACACAGUGUGCCGCUGCUGGUGUUGAGCUUCCUGCUCUCCGUGGUGGACUGCACUUCUUCUGUUACGUUUCUGCCUUUCAUGAUGCAGCUUCGGCCACAGUACCUCACCACGUACUUCGUAGGCGAAGGCCUCAGCGGUCUGGUGCCCGCAGUGGUUGCUCUGAUACAAGGCGUUGGUGUGGUCCACUGUCAGAAUGCCACAUUGGCUAGUGCCGCCAACAAGAUCGCUGACAACGCUACGGUCGGCAGUGGGGAGCUGCAAGCGGUCUACCAGCCAGCUAAGUUCUCUGCCCAGGUCUUCUUUGUGUUCCUCAGCGCCAUGAUGGUCGUCUGCCUCGUAGCCUUCAUCCUGCUCAACCAUCACCCAGCUGUGGCUCGAGAGAGAAACAAUGACUUGUACUUCAGUGGUGAUCUGGGCUCUGGGAAGAAAGACGAAGGUCUGUCUCUGCACGCCCAGACUCCAGAGCAGAAGCCUAUGAUCAGCCCAAGGGAAGCCAAUAGGAGGGAGCCCAGGAGCUCUUUUGGGAGGGGGACGUAUAGCAAUCUGGAGGCGCUGUUCAUCUUUGUUGUACUGGCAUGGGUCAAUGCCCUGACCAAUGCAGUGCUGCCCUCAGUGCAGUCCUACUCCUGUCUGCCCUACGGGAACAAGGCUUACCAUCUAGCUGCUACCAUGGCAGCUGUAGCAAACCCAGUGGCCUGCUUCAUUGCCAUGUUUGUGCCCAUUAGGUCUCUCAUCUUGAUGGGUUUCUUGGCCAUGGUUGGUACUGGAUUUGGAGGGUACAUCAUGGCAACGGCUGCUCUAAGUCCCUGCCCCCUGCUGGUCCACAGUGACUUUGGAACUGCAGUCAUAGUGCUGGCCUGGGUCCUGUUUGUCCUCUCCCUGUCCUACGUGAAGGUCAUCAUCGGGGUGAUUCUUAGGGACGAAGGCCACAGUGCCCUGGUGUGGUGUGGAGCGGUAGUGCAGCUGGGCUCCAUGGUUGGAGCUGUGUCCAUGUUCCCAUUGGUCAGUGUAUAUGGACUUUUCAAGUCAGGUGAUGCUUGCAACACAAAGUGUCCAAUGUAGUGAAUGAAUAUGUUUAAGUUAAACACUGCUGUACAAAACUGAAAAAUGAUGUGUGAGCUUUACAUAUUCCUGUUGUUACAGAUCCACACCUACAACAAUAUCACUCCCUGAUUAUUAUACUCAUUUGCUCUAAUGAGGGUCAGGUUUAAUUUUCUACAGAUAUCUGUGUUGAUUAACGAAGCUCAGCACAAUGAUGAAAUGACGUCGACAUUAACAUGUCGGAUCUCACAACACCACUUUGUUGUCGAGCAUGUUACAAGUCCUUCUCAAUUUAGAGGUCAAAGCCAGUUUACUUGAACUGUUAAUACGAUGUGAAAGUAUAAUUGAUGUUCUUUGAACAAGUGGCACCUGUGGCUUUAAAAUGUGACGGUAUUUUGAGACCGUACAUUGUUGUACAUUCUAACGCGCUUUGUAUAUGUUAGUUGUG
Molecule: messenger RNA, 2494 nt
Organism: Gasterosteus aculeatus aculeatus (three-spined stickleback)
Lineage: Eukaryota; Metazoa; Chordata; Actinopteri; Perciformes; Gasterosteidae
Gene: slc52a3-2b
Product: solute carrier family 52 member 3-2b
Biological process (GO): riboflavin transport
Cellular component (GO): plasma membrane
Molecular function (GO): riboflavin transmembrane transporter activity
Source: RefSeq, a predicted model, not a curated record